GGGCUCGGGGGACAAAAGCGAUCUCUCCUACCGCCCAGUCGUCGACAGCGAAGCAUUCCUCGUCCGCCUCGGGCUGCGCGAGUCGUUUUGUGCGGAUUCGCAUCACAUCGUCUAAAAAUGAUCAAUGUCGUCGGUCGACCGCCGCUGGACGCCGCAGGCGUGCGGCUCUGCACCUUUGAGCAUGUGCUAUGCGACACGAGCAGCAUGCCCUGCGAUUGGCUGCCGUGCCACACCGAGGAGCUGCGGCGGGAUGCCAUGGUGAACGGCACCGUGCCGAUCACGCUCGAGAACUUGGGACAGAUCCGACGAGAUCCGUGCUGUAGCGCUGAGAAUUUCGUGCUCGACUCCUGCGACGACGCGGCGCGCGAGCUGGAGUCGGCCUUCGGUGCGGAGGGCGGCGCGGUCGUCUGCGACCUCACGACCGUCGACGAGGGCCGCGACGUCGAUGGGCUCGCGCGUGUCGCGGCGCGGCUCGGUGAGAGCGUCGCGGUGUGCUUCGGGGCGUCGCUGCCGGCGGCUGACGUCGCGCGCGGCAGCGAGGACGAGAUGCGAGUCGCGCUCGAGCGCCAGCUCGUCGUGGGCGUCGACGUCGCGACCGACGUGGCGCGUAAUUUUGCCGCUGGCGCGCCGGCCGCGCCACGGGCCGCGUUUGUCGGGCCGCUGCGGCCGGCGCUCGACGAGGGCACCAUACCGAUCCUCUACGACGGCCACCCGGACAUACCCUAUAUACGUGCCGCGGCCGCCGCCGCGUCGCGCCAGGGCGCGCCCGUCGUCGUGGUCCUGCCCGGAUACGAGGGUGCCCAGCUCCGAAAAUGCGUGCGCGCGGUGAUAGAGCUCGCGGACGCGCCGGCCUGGGUCUUCCGGGUCGCGCGGCUCGACGACCAGCACCACACGGGGGACCUCGGCGACCUGCUCGAGCUCGCGCCGAAUGUUUUGGUCGUCGCCGACGGCUGGUAUCGGCCGUGUGAUCAGGGGCCCCGGCCGCCGUCCAAAUAUCUCUUGAGUCAUUAUAUCGCGGCCCAAGAUCGCAUCGUCGUCGCCGCCGGCGUGCGGUAUCGGACGCAGCUGCGGAGGUACGGCGGCGCCGGUUAUGGCGCAGGCCUCAUCGCCGUCCGCGACGCCACUGAUCGGGAUAUCAACUUCGCCGCCGCCGCGCCGAGCCUCGCCUGGUACCGCCCGCCCAAAAAGCGGCCCGCCGACGUCGUCGAGUUGCAAUGCUCGCGCUGCGGCCGGAGCUUCGAGGUGCGGCGUGGCCACCACUACGGCAAAUUCGACUUUGUGUAUUGUGGUCGCGGCUGCCUCGACGCGCACCGGGAUGCGGGCUUCGACGCGUCCGAGGUCACGGGGCCGACGGCGUCGGCUCAGGGGGUAUAA
Pelagomonas calceolata is the source of this 1374-nucleotide messenger RNA. NCBI's taxonomy places the organism in Eukaryota, Pelagophyceae, Pelagomonadales, Pelagomonadaceae. The record is from the annotation of a GenBank genome assembly.